AUGGACGACGCGUCUCCAAUUCCGCCCACUGUACCAAAAACGUUGCCGAAAUACGGCGCAGUAUCGCGGUCUCGCCAGUACACUCCCUCGACCAAUCGCAGCUCAGUCUGUGUUGUGAAAACGUCCACUUGCAGCUUCCUCCCUCUCCAUCCUCAGGUCCAUCUCUCCUCCUCCUCCUCCCCCUCCUCCUCUCUGCCGUCCGCCUGGCGAGGCUUCGGGAGCAAGGUGAGGCUGCUGCUGCCGUACGUCUGGCCCAAGGGCACCGCGGCGCUGCAGGGACUCGUGCUGCUGUGCGUCGGCCUGCUGGCGGCCGAGCGGCUGGUGAACGUGCUGGUGCCCGUUUACUCCAAGAACGUCGUGAAUGAGCUCUCUGCAGGAGGCGGCUGGACUUCGCUGGUCGUCACCGUCUGCAUCUACACGCUGCUCAAGUUCCUGCAAGGAGGAGGAGCAGGAACAUCUGGUUUCAUCAGUAACCUCCGUCAGUUCCUGUGGAUCCGAGUUCAGCAGUUCACCAGCAGAGGCGUUCAGCUGCGCUUGUUCUCCCACCUGCACGGCUUGUCUCUGCGCUGGCACCUGGAGCGACGCACCGGGGACGUGCUGCGGAGCGUCGACCGCGGAACCUCGUCCAUCAACAACCUGCUGAGCUACAUCCUGUUCAGUAUCCUCCCGACCGUCUGUGACAUCAUCAUCGCCGUCGUCUACUUCGUGUCCUACUUCAGCGUCUGGUUCGGACUCAUCAUUUUCACCUGCAUGGUUCUGUACCUCACCUGCACGGUCCUGAUCACCGAGUGGAGGACGAAGUACAGGAGAGAGAUGAACAGUCAGGACAACAACGCCAAGUCCAGAGCUGUCGACUCGCUGCUCAACUUCGAGACGGUAAAAUAUUACAACGCUGAGGAUUAUGAGGUCCGCUGCUUCCAAGAGGCCAUUCACAAAUAUCAACAUUGCGAGUGGAAGAGCUUGGCGUCGCUCGCUCUGCUGAACCAAGCGCAGAACGUCAUCAUCGGAUCAGGACUUCUGGCCGGAUCACUGCUCUGUGCCCGCCUGGUGUCCGGGGGUCAAUUCCAGGUUGGAGAUUAUGUUCUGUUCGGGACCUACAUCAUCCAGCUGUACACCCCUCUCAACUGGUUCGGCACCUACUACAGGUUGAUUCAGAGUGCGUUCGUUGACAUGGAGAACAUGUUGGCGCUGCUGACGGAGCAGAAGGAGGUCCAGGAUGCGGAGGACGCGCGGGACUUGCAGCUCAGAGCAGGUCAGGUGGAGUUUGACAGAGUCUGUUUCAGCUACGUGCCUGGCACUGAGGUUCUCAGGGAUGUGACCUUCACAGCGGAGGCGGGACAGACCGUGGCCCUGGUUGGUCCGUCUGGAUCAGGCAAAAGCUCCAUCCUGCGUCUCUUGUUCAGAUUCUACGACCCUCAGAGUGGCUGCAUUCGCAUAGACGGACAGGACAUCUCCAAGGUGCGCCAGUCGUCUCUGCGGUCGUACAUCGGCGUGGUUCCCCAGGACACGGUGCUUUUCAACGACACCGUCGGCAACAACAUCCGCUAUAGCCGAGUCACAGCGAGCGACCGGGAGGUGGAGACGGCGGCCGUGGCGGCGGACAUUCACGCCAGGAUACUGGAGCUCCCUCAGGGCUAUGACACGGAGGUGGGGGAGCGGGGCCUGAAGCUCAGCGGCGGGGAGAAGCAGCGGGUGGCGAUAGCUCGAACCGUCCUGAAGGAACCCCAGAUCAUUCUGCUGGAUGAGGCCACUUCUUCACUGGACACCCAAACUGAGAGGAACAUCCAGGCGUCACUGGCCAAGGUCUGCACCAACAGGACGACUAUAGUGGUCGCACACAGGCUGUCAACCAUCGUGGGAGCAGACCAGAUCCUGGUGGUUCACAGUGGACACAUAGCAGAGAGAGGAAGACACGAGGAGCUGCUGGUCCGGGGAGGCCUGUACGCAGCCAUGUGGACGAAACAGCAGAGAACUCACAUCAAGCCGAGAACAGGAACACGCGUCGACAAUCCAGCUCAAGAAACGUAGAGGGGGGGGGGGGGGGGGUUCUGUCCUCA
Messenger RNA from Scophthalmus maximus (turbot), 2057 nucleotides. RefSeq names its product ATP-binding cassette, sub-family B (MDR/TAP), member 6b (gene abcb6b). Lineage: Eukaryota; Metazoa; Chordata; Actinopteri; Pleuronectiformes; Scophthalmidae. The transcript is spliced from 19 exons. Gene Ontology annotation, molecular function: heme binding; ABC-type heme transporter activity; ATP binding. Bases 1 to 2028 code for a protein of 675 amino acids. Gene Ontology annotation, cellular component: membrane. Gene Ontology annotation, biological process: heme transport; transmembrane transport. The record is from RefSeq and is a predicted model, not a curated record.